Messenger RNA from Melanotaenia boesemani (Boeseman's rainbowfish), 1867 nucleotides. It is a transcript of the gene proza, whose product is annotated as protein Z, vitamin K-dependent plasma glycoprotein a. Gene Ontology annotation, biological process: blood coagulation; proteolysis. NCBI's taxonomy places the organism in Eukaryota, Metazoa, Chordata, Actinopteri, Atheriniformes, Melanotaeniidae. The coding region runs from base 187 to 1449 and encodes 420 amino acids. Gene Ontology annotation, cellular component: extracellular region. The record is from RefSeq and is a predicted model, not a curated record. The transcript is spliced from 9 exons. Gene Ontology annotation, molecular function: serine-type endopeptidase activity; calcium ion binding.
CAUUUUUAUUACAUCCACCACAAACCGUAAACAGUGUGGUGAUCGGUUCCCGUUAUUUGGGUAGACAGGCCGGGGAUCCAUCCAGGAAGCUUGUUUCGAGACCAGAGGGAAGCAGUAACAAGCAGGACCGCUACCUUGUGCCUGUUCCUGGCGGAGCACACACUGACCACACACUUCUGUAUCAUCAUGCACUUCCUGUCCACAUGGGCUGCUCUUCUGUGUCUGGCUGGGACUGCAGCAGCGAUUCAGAUCCCCCAGGAAGUGUUUCUGGAUAAGCAGCAGGCGUCUUCGCUGAUCUCCCGCCAGAAGAGGAACUCCGGAUCAUCCUCCACCUUGGAGCAGGCCUGCAUGGAGAAGGUCUGCACCUAUGAGGAGGCCAGAAAGUUCUUCCAGGAUUCCUACCGCACGGAUAUCUUCUGGUCAGUCUACAUUGAUGGAGACCAGUGUGCAGAAAACCCCUGCAAAAAUGGAGCCAUGUGUUCAGACAGUGUUGGCGGCUACGAUUGUGUCUGCAAGUCGGGUUUCAUCGGAGUCCACUGUGAAAACGACCAGACUCUUUGCACCUUAGAAAAGGACAAGGGCUGCUCGCAGUUCUGUAAACCAGGAUACACAUCAUACGAGUGUUCCUGCGCCCGCGGAUGGAAGCUCAACCCUACGGACAAGGACAAGUGUGUGCCAGCAGCCACAUUCCCCUGUGGUAAACUGAACAGUCUGAGCCAGUGGAACAACAGACAAUCUACCAACGCCCGCAAUAACUUUGAAGGACUCACCUGCACCACUAAUGAAUGUCCCUGGCAGGCUCUGCUGAAGAGUACAGUGUCCGCAGGUUACUGUAGUGGAGUCAUACUGAAGGAGAACCUGGUCUUGACUUCAGCUCAGUGUGCCAACAAAUACAGUUCCUUCCAGGUGGUAGUCGGCAAGCGCAGCACCAAUGACGAUGGAGAACAGACGCUGUAUGUAAAAGUCACCCAUGUCCAUCCUCGCUAUGUGGAAGGGCGUCCUGAAAAUGACCUCGCUGUGAUUGAGCUCCGUGACCGCAUCAUCUUUAAGAAAAAUGUAUUCGCUGUCUGUUUGCCCGAAAGAGACUUUGCUGAGAGCAUCUUGAUGUCGGGAGAGCUUCCAGCUGUUGUCACUGGCUGGAAGGAAACCAAGCAAGUUUCUGCUUUCCAGGGCCCGCUUACCCUUAACCUUCUGGAGUACAGCAAGCUGCCUCAGUGUAUGGUCGCACACCCUAACCUGAUGACCAAUAAAAUGGGCUGCACUUCUCCACGUGCCAAUGCUGAUUGCACCAUGAGCUCCGGCAGCCCCCUGCUCACCUUGUACAGGGAGGUGUUCUUCCUCACUGGGGUGGUGAGCCAGGUGGAAGCAGCUAGCUGCAGCAACGGCUACAUUUUCCAAAAAGUGUCACGCCACCUCGGCUGGCUGCAGUCACUCAUGGGUACAAGUUAGGUGGGGUAGUCGGGGAACACAUGCAGGUAAUUUAUUGAUUGUGGAUUUUGGCAAACAAGGAAAUAUGAUGAACAUUUCUUUUCCUGUUAGUUUAAACUCAUCCUUAGCUUUGGUGUGUCUUUUAAGAGUAAUCCAUAACAACAUGCUGUGGACACUGUAGUCUCCAUCUAAAUGAGUCAUUUUCUCUGUGCACUUCCUCAUGUAUCCACUAGGUGUCACUGUGUUAUCAACAUUAUUGCAUGCAUCUAACAUCCAGAGGCAGUAAGAUCUGAAUUAUUCAGCACGUGUUUGUGAUGUGAACAUACCUUUAAAUAACUUUUAAGUGAUCUUAUUUUAGCAACAGCUGUACCGGUUGACAUGCACCUUAUAAGCUCCUGGUUAUCAGUGUUUUAUGAAUGUAAUAAACCAUAACACCACA